Messenger RNA from Hirsutella rhossiliensis, 1518 nucleotides. Its product is annotated as glucose-6-phosphate dehydrogenase, NAD binding domain-containing protein. Gene Ontology annotation, biological process: glucose metabolic process; pentose-phosphate shunt, oxidative branch. NCBI's taxonomy places the organism in Eukaryota, Fungi, Ascomycota, Sordariomycetes, Hypocreales, Ophiocordycipitaceae. Gene Ontology annotation, cellular component: cytosol. Bases 1 to 1518 code for a protein of 505 amino acids. Gene Ontology annotation, molecular function: glucose-6-phosphate dehydrogenase activity; NADP binding. The record is from RefSeq and is a predicted model, not a curated record. The transcript is spliced from 6 exons.
AUGGACCCAAUGCAGGGAAUCAAUACCGUGGAGCUCAAGGACAACACGACAAUUGUCGUGCUGGGUGCCUCGGGCGAUCUGGCCAAGAAGAAGACGUACCCCGCGCUCUUCGGCCUGUAUCGAAAUCAGUUUCUGCCCAAGGAUGUCAGAAUCGUGGGCUAUGCCCGCACCAAGAUGGACCACGACGAAUACCUGCGACGCAUCAAGUCCUACAUGAAGACACCCACCAAGGAGAUUGAACAGCAACUCAAUGAUUUUUGCGGCUUGUGCUCCUACAUCUCCGGCUACUACGACAAGGAUGAGUCGUUCCAGAACCUCAACAAGCAUCUGCAAGAGCUCGAGAAGGGUCAGUCGGAGACAAACAGACUAUUCUACAUGGCCCUGCCGCCCAGCGUCUUCACCACCGUCUCCCAGCACUUGAAGAAGUGUUGCUACCCGUCCAACGGCAUUGCCCGAGUCAUUGUCGAGAAACCGUUCGGCAAGGACCUCGCCAGCUCCCGCGAGCUUCAAAAGUCCCUCAGACCCGAUUGGAAGGAAGAAGAGCUUUUCCGCAUCGACCACUACCUAGGCAAAGAAAUGGUCAAGAACAUCUUGAUCCUGCGCUUUGGCAACUCGUUCCUGGGUGCCACGUGGAGCCGCCAGCACAUCGACAACGUGCAAAUCUCUUUCAAAGAGCCCUUUGGCACUGAAGGGCGAGGAGGCUACUUUGACGAGUUUGGCAUUAUUCGCGACGUCAUGCAGAACCAUCUCUUGCAAGUUCUUACUCUGCUCGCCAUGGACCGACCCAUCUCGUUCGACGCCGAGGACAUCCGCGACGAAAAAGUCCGGGUGCUCCGUGCCAUCCCUGCCAUCGAGCCCAAGAACGUCAUCAUCGGCCAGUACGGAAAGUCUCUCGACGGAAGCAAACCUUCGUACAAGGAAGACGAGACGGUCCCGAGGGACUCAAGAUGUCCCACGUUCUGCGCGCUCGUAGCGUACAUCAAGAACGAGCGCUGGGACGGCGUUCCUUUCAUCAUGAAGGCCGGCAAGGCACUCAACGAGCAGAAAACGGAGAUUCGGAUUCAGUUCAAGGAUGUGUCCUCAGGCAUCUUCAAGGACAUUCCGCGGAACGAACUUGUUAUGCGCAUUCAGCCCAACGAGAGUGUCUACAUCAAGAUGAACUCCAAGCUGCCAGGCCUGAGUAUGCAGACCGUCGUCACUGAACUCGAUCUCACCUACCGACGACGGUUCUCCGACCUCAAGAUUCCGGAGGCUUACGAAUCCCUGGUUCUCGACUGCCUCAAGGGUGAUCACUCCAAUUUUGUGCGUGACGAUGAGCUUGAUGCGAGCUGGCGCAUAUUUACGCCGCUGCUCCAUUACCUCGAUGACAACAAGGAAAUCAUCCCAAUGGAAUACCCCUAUGGAUCUCGCGGCCCCGCGGUCCUGGACGACUUCACGGCUUCGUACGGCUACAAGUUUAGCGACGCGACGGGCUACCAGUGGCCGACAACUACAGCAACCCCUCCUAACAAGUUGUAA